GCCUCUCACACUUAGAUUUCUUCCACAUCCCCAAGCAUCCAGUCAGCAUGAAGCUCAACCUAUCACUUGCCUGCAUCAGUCUGUUGGUAGCAUCCGCUUCGGCCUCAGCUAACAUGACGGCAGUCAAAAUCUUCGACGUCGACUCGUGUAAAGGCGCUCCGCUUCAAGUCGUGUUCACACCCACAGAAGUCUGCAACAGUAUCAGCCGAGACGCCGAAUGCUCACUCGAAGCCAAGGACCUGGGGAUUUUUGCCUCGGGUAGUUGCACGGACGACCCUCGAGCGUUUGCAGCGGGGACAUUCGGUGACUUUUCGUAUGUGAUGGUGGAGCUCUACAGCCCCGACAUGAACUGCUCGAACCUCGAGGGUGUUGCCGCCUACCGCGUCGACAACAAGUGUCACCCGACCAUCGACACCACUACCAGCUUCCGAGCUGCUUGGAACGGCGCCACACCGUCAUUCAAGCUGUUCGCUGACUCCUUGUGCACUUCUUCACCAUUGUUCCAGUUCGAUUUGGACAUCGACAGCAGUGAGUGCGUCGGUGGAAGCAUGAAGCUGUUCGCGGUGGCGUCGACAAACUAGCAAAAAUAAAUAUCUUAAUUAUAGAGUUGGUGCCACAAAAACUUUGAUAGUGGCGGUGCCUCCUACAC
Phytophthora infestans T30-4 is the source of this 649-nucleotide messenger RNA. RefSeq lists its product as uncharacterized. The transcript has a single exon. The coding region runs from base 48 to 581 and encodes 177 amino acids. The record is from RefSeq and is a predicted model, not a curated record. NCBI's taxonomy places the organism in Eukaryota, Oomycota, Peronosporomycetes, Peronosporales, Peronosporaceae.